AUGAAUCCACCCAGAUCGUCCAAAGCGCAGCUUAAUUAUUUCCAACAAAGUCCUGUCCGCGGACAGCUAGAGAUACCUACAGACGAAUAUGCGAAAACAGGAUGGCGAUAUCUCCAGUGCACAGACACGCCGAACGAGAUGAGAGUGCUCCUGCCUCCGCGUACAGCACAACUGUACGCUCAGCUUCUGCGGAUGGAGGUUGCUGAGCUGGCGAAGGACAAGAGCGCAUCCUGGGACCGCAUCGUGCAGAUCCGUCACCUGAAGGACCGUAUGAUCCGCAAAUGCCAGAGACUGGUGCGCGAAUCAGUGCCGAGGGAGACGCAAGGCGUACGGGUCGCGUUCCACACCGUGCUCGCUUCCCCGGAUUUCAGGCUGAAGGAGAUGGAGAGGUGGUUCAGAGACCAGGGUGCGGAGAUAACCCAGCCUCGCGCGGAGAGUUCACCCGCUCCCUAUUGGUGCAGCAAGUGCAGCCCUCAGCCCGCCCACGCAAGCCAUCCCCCGGUCCCCGUGCCCCGUCGCGGGCAGUCCAUGUCGCAUCGUGCGCCGUCCACGCAGGUCGGUACGACAUCACGACCUGUGGGAUCCAUGGGAUACAGCACCAUGCACCGCAGCAGGUCCCCGUCUCCGUCUCCGCAUAAACGACAGACCAACCGAUUGUACCCGUCGCAGACAAGUCGGGCAACGGGUCGUGUUCCCGUCGUAGUCAGGGAAGAAGAGCAUAUUAAGCGUAUCCGUCCCCCCGGUAUGAACGAGAAGAGGGCGGUUCCAAGGACUCGUGUUGAAGCAUACCCAACCCACGAGCACGCGAAGUCCCCCGAGCCCUUGCCCAUUCCCCACCGUCCGCGCGAGCCACACGUCGACAGCCCCAGCGUAGUAGAGUCCUCACCGGAUGAAGACGAGCUGCCUUCGACAUCUCCUAGCCCUCCCUCAGCGGAACUGCACGUCAAUGAGCCGUUCACCGCGAACGGACAAGCGCUGCCUACGAUCCACGAGAAACCGGAUGCCCAGCAGGCGCCGGAGCACCGUCCCUUGCCUCGUCGCCGCAGCAGCCUGAAGAAGUCGACCAGCAUGAGCAGACUGAGCGUGGUCAGCCAGACGAAGUCUGUCGCAUGGGCGAUGGACCGAGACUGGAUCGAGCAGAUGUCCAAGUACGUGAAGGCGUCGGGCGAGGCGGAGGUCCUGAGUCACGAGCUCGAAGAGCUUCGUGCUGGGUAUCAUGAGCGACUCGAGGUGAUGAAGGGACUCUGCCGUGACGUGACCGCAGCAUCGGAACGUGUUCACCAGGAGAUGGAAGUCCUCCACCGCAGCGAAGAAGCAGUUCGGACGCAGGAGAACAAGCUCAUGCUCCAUAACGAGCAACUAGAAGAGAAAGAGGCACAGCUCCAGGCCAAAUUGCUUGCCGUCCUCGAAGAGACUAAGCGUGUUGUACAACUGUGCGACAAGAAGAGGGAUACGCAUGAUACCUGA
This is a messenger RNA of Sparassis crispa, 1467 nucleotides long. RefSeq lists its product as hypothetical. The transcript is spliced from 4 exons. Bases 1 to 1467 code for a protein of 488 amino acids. The record is from RefSeq and is a predicted model, not a curated record. NCBI's taxonomy places the organism in Eukaryota, Fungi, Basidiomycota, Agaricomycetes, Polyporales, Sparassidaceae.